Molecule: messenger RNA, 1263 nt
Organism: Dracunculus medinensis (Guinea worm)
Lineage: Eukaryota; Metazoa; Nematoda; Chromadorea; Rhabditida; Dracunculidae
Source: the annotation of a GenBank genome assembly
AUGGAUGAUAACGUAUUUGUUGAUAUUGAUUCGGACGGUAAUGCUACAAAUGGAUCUGAUAAUAAUGAUAUCAAUGAUUUAUAUGAAACUAUGAUGGAAUAUUCUCAUAUAUUUCCAGUCAAUAGUGAGAAAACAGCAGAGAAUUCGGUUAUAACACCAGAAAUGGACGAUGAUUUGUGCGCAAAUGAAGCAUGCAUUGUUUCUAUUGCUGAAUCUCAAUCACUUUUCUAUAGUUCUCGACGUUCUAUUCGUUACACUCAGGCACAAAGCUAUAAAGGGAAUAAUAAUCAGUUUUCAGAUUCGUUAAAAUACGGUGAUUAUAAAUUAAAUAAUGAUGAACAUAUUAUACGAAUAACGCAGAAAGAUAUUUGUAUUGAUGCCGUUACAUUUCAUAAUUAUUCUAUACAAAUUGAUUUUCACUGCUUGUUAGUUUUUGUUGUUAAUUUUUAUAAAUGUGAAAAAUUUUUAGAAGGUUACAAUUUUACAAUUAUAUCAUUAUCACCAACAAAUCCUUUGUUGGAAAAAUACGGUGUUAAUUUAAAUACGAGUUUUAUAUGGCAUGCAGAAUUAGCCGGUGAAAUAAUACCUGAAGAAUGCGAAAUGAGACACGGUAAUCGAGAAUUUAUGGUUAAGAAACGAGAUCCUUCGCAAUGGACAUCUGGUUUAUUGCAUUCCCAUUCGUCAAAUGUUCUAUCCUCUUUAUCGUCGUAUCAGCCAACUACGCGGCCGUAUUCAUCACGUUUUACGGGCUCAUAUCGUUAUUCGGGUCUUUCUUCAUAUAACAGUUUUUCUUCCAAUGCCAACGAUUCAUCAUCACUUACUAAUCGUCCAACUUCUUAUUCACGCUCAAUGUAUGUGUCUUCAUCUCAUGUUAGCUAUUCGCCAUUGUAUCACGUAUCAAAUUCAACAUCUACGCAGAAAACAACACCGAGUCAAUCUUCAGCCAAUCUUCAGUCUAGUUCAGCCAAUUCUCUUCCUCGGAGAUGGGCAUCGUCAUCAUCAGUAUUGUCACCUCCUUCAUCAUCAUCUUCAUCUUUUAUUUCAACAAACGAUGUACCAGCAUCAACAACUGUGACUUCAACCAGGUCAUUAUUUGGACGACCAACAGCUAUGGUAUCUCCAUAUGAAGAACGAGGGAUUGUCACUGAACCAGGUUUUACUGGACUUCGUAAUAUUGGUAAUACGUGUUUUAUGAAUGCGACUUUGCAGAUGCUUGUCAAUUGUAAAGAACUACAAGUUUAUUUCUUGGGUUUGGAUUUCUAA